Molecule: messenger RNA, 540 nt
Organism: Guyanagaster necrorhizus
Lineage: Eukaryota; Fungi; Basidiomycota; Agaricomycetes; Agaricales; Physalacriaceae
Exons: 5
Coding region: 1-540 (179 amino acids)
Source: RefSeq, a predicted model, not a curated record
AUGCGCCACCGCCAGGACCGGUAUUUCAUUGUUCGUAUUACUUUAUUUCUCGGGCACGCGUCAGGAAGUUUCGACCGUGGAAUGCGAUUCUUGACAGGAUCCAGCGGUAUUCGCAUUGAUCUGUGUUUGGGCGCGUAUUGGGUCGGAAUCAGUAUAAUACUGGGGUAUAAUUUUAACCCCGUGCCCUUUGCCUGUGCCGCAGAGAUGUAUCAAGCGUCGAAUCUCAAGCCACCCUGCACUGCGGGCGAGGAGGGCCAAGCGGCAAAUGGCGAUAUUGUGAUCGGGCCGGCUACCGAGUGGCCUGGACCUGGUUCCGUUCAGCGCACCACUGCCUUCAAAAGGAACCCGGUCAGCACACUCUUUUUGAGCAGGAAGAGUAUUUUCGUGUAUAUCCAACGCAACGGUCAGGAACUACUUCAUUCCACGCUUCAUUUUAAUGACCGACUGCGUCUAGAUGACUGGAUUGCCGACCUCUGUUAUCGCCGGCUUACCUCCAAACCGACCCGACGGGCGAAUUUUUCUGAUAUCCUAAUCCGAUAA